This is a messenger RNA of Scophthalmus maximus (turbot), 1022 nucleotides long. RefSeq names its product p53 and DNA-damage regulated 1 (gene pdrg1). The transcript has 5 exons. The record is from RefSeq and is a predicted model, not a curated record. Gene Ontology annotation, cellular component: prefoldin complex. Gene Ontology annotation, biological process: protein folding. The coding region runs from base 73 to 471 and encodes 132 amino acids. NCBI's taxonomy places the organism in Eukaryota, Metazoa, Chordata, Actinopteri, Pleuronectiformes, Scophthalmidae.
CAGGGUAGGGUGGGUCCUCCGAGGGAGUUAGUUGUUUCAUACCGGACUUAUUUUUGUAGCGACACAGCCAACAUGGACGCUGAAUCCCAGCGUGUUUUAGAGUAUUUGACAGAAGUUGAGGAAGGAGCAGAGGAUGUCCUCGCCACUAAACAACAGAUUGUGGACCUGGACACAAAGAGAAACCAGAACAGAGAAGCGCUGAACGCACUGAAAACGGAAAUGUCUGAUUCAGAGAAAGUCAAGGUUUGCUUUGGAAACAUGUUCAUCAAAUUUCCCAAAUCAAAGACGAGAGAGAUGAUUCAGAAAGACCAGGAGCAGCUGGAAAAGGAGAUAAACGAACUUCGCAAAGGACUGAAAGCAAAAGUUAAUCGUCUCAAUGAGAUGCAAGGUCACCCUGAGCUGAGAGGCUACAACCUUUCUCCUUUGUCCACUGAGGAAAUCAAAGCUAUGAACAGCAUUUUAAAGAGAUGACAUCAGACCUGCGAACCACUUCAUACUUCUGAAGCCGUACUGUAAUGUAAUGUGCUAUGCUAUCCUGUGGACAAUGUGAUGACACAAUAUCCUGAUCUCUUUAUAAAUGUUUCAGGCCAGGUUCAUGAAGGUGUCCUCUCUUUCCAAAACUGCACAUAACCAGAGGCAUCUGUACUAACACACCUACUGUGUGAGCAUACAUCAUGAGGAUGCUAAUUUGGAGUCUGGUCGGUGCCUUGAUAUGACUACAUCAAGUGUUCUUCCAAAUCAGACAAACAUUUCAAAAUAUUUAUUCAGACAGCAAACCUCAGGCCAAAUGUAAACAAUAGAUACAAUUACAGUUUAUUACAAUUUUAGGUUUUAUCUUUGUAAAUGAGACUAACGAUUCCAAAAUCAGGUAUAAGAGUAUCAUUGUCUCGUUAAAGUAAAUGAUAAGAUCUCAGAACACGGAUAAAUCGGUCCAUACAUUUAAACUGAAAGUGAGCUCAUCCUCAGUGUCACUAAUCUUCAUUGCUAGUGUGUACAAUAAAAGGUCAGUAUGUAAACUGUGA